Molecule: messenger RNA, 753 nt
Organism: Paraglomus brasilianum
Lineage: Eukaryota; Fungi; Glomeromycota; Glomeromycetes; Paraglomerales; Paraglomeraceae
Source: the annotation of a GenBank genome assembly
AUGUUUACGCAGUUGCAAAGUGGUAAUGUUUUCAGUGUGCUCGGAAUUCGCUGGUCGCCUUUUAAUAUUAGGACGGGCUUCUGUAAUAUACUCAGACGUAGAUAUGUGGUUUCAAACAAACGAAAUAAUAACAUACUCGAAGAAUAUCGAGAUGACAUCCUAAAAACAUAUCAAAUUCCUGGAAAAUACCUGAAAUUUAUAAAAAAGAAUAGACGGCAAUUGAAGAAGGAAGCUUAUUUUACAGCUAACUAUGGUAGCGAGUCGAUCAAAAGAGUUAGCGCACGCAAAUACCGAGGGGAAGAUGUUUUCAAAUCCAAAGAUCAUCGCCAAUCUGAAUCACAACGCGAUUUAUCUCCUCAACAACAAAACCUCAUAAAUCGUGUCCAACGCGCCUUGGUAAAGUCUCAGCUCGCAUUACCACAUGCGUAUCUUGGUUCACCAUUUGUAAAGAUAGUAAACGUUAGCGUGACACCUAAUCUUCGCACUGCACAAGUUUGGUGGAAAGCGGAAUCACAAGGAACGGUAACUACGCUAGAUAUCGAGCAUAAAAUGAGGGAACAUGUCGCAUCACUUCGAAAUAUUGUACAGCAACAGAUCAAAGUGAAAAAGCCACCAAAAAUUGUAUUCUUGAGGGGGGAUUUGGCUGUCGGCGAUAUAGGCAAAAUCUUGGACAAGUUGGAAGCCGAAUUAAAAACUUUAGAUGCAAAUCAUCCUCUUGACGAGAACAGUCUAUUAAAUAAAAGUCCGGAUUAA